Anopheles cruzii is the source of this 1194-nucleotide messenger RNA. It is a transcript of the gene PGRP-LB, whose product is annotated as peptidoglycan-recognition protein LB. The transcript has 3 exons. NCBI's taxonomy places the organism in Eukaryota, Metazoa, Arthropoda, Insecta, Diptera, Culicidae. Gene Ontology annotation, molecular function: N-acetylmuramoyl-L-alanine amidase activity; zinc ion binding; peptidoglycan binding. The record is from RefSeq and is a predicted model, not a curated record. Gene Ontology annotation, biological process: peptidoglycan catabolic process; innate immune response. Bases 450 to 1061 code for a protein of 203 amino acids.
GUUUUCACAGACGCACGCGGUGCAAUGCCGCUCCUAGUCACGCUGCUGGCCCUAUUUAAAUGCCGGUGACACCGGCUGCUACCAACGCAGUAUCGUUUCAACCAGCGAGCGGGUCGCAAAAUCGGUGUUCGAAUUAGCUUAUCAACCGGCGGCUCGGAGCCCGAAGAAACAGUGAAACAGGGCAACCAAAUAAACACUAACCGGCCGAGUGCAAACAACCGAAAAAAUACCCGUCCGGCAGACAGGCAGACAAAACGCCGCCAGACAGACUUGCAGACAGUGAUUUGUUUGAUUACCGGCGUGGAGUGGUGGUGUCCGCGAGAUUAGUUUGAAAGCUCAUUGCGAGUCGUGUACUGCGGUCACGGGCAAUCUGCAAAUCUGUUAUGGAACAGUGUCGCCGUGUUUAACGAAACAAUCGAUCGCGACAGUGCUGUAAAACACACCGAAACAUGAUAAAGAGAUUCUGUUUGUACAUGAGUGCGUUCGUUGGCGUGCUGCUGUACGUCGUGGUGGACAGCAAAGCAUGUGACCCACCGCCGUACGUCAGUCGCAGCUUCUGGGACGCAAAACCCCCCAAACUGAUCGAACGAUUUGCCGGCCCCAUCCCGUACGUUAUCAUCCACCACUCGUACCAACCGGCCGCGUGUCACAGUAAGUUGGAGUGCAUCAAAGCGAUGCAAUCGAUGCAACGGUUCCACCAGGACGAGCGCAAUUGGAACGACAUCGGUUACAGCUUCGCGGUCGGUGGCGAUGGACGGAUAUACCAGGGGCGAGGAUUCAACGUCGUCGGUGCUCAUGCGCCCCGCUACAACGCCAACAGUGUCGGAAUUUGUCUAAUCGGUGAUUGGACCGCGGAAUUGCCACCCAAAACAAUGCUCGCCGCUACGGAAACCGUCAUCGAGUACGGCGUCCGACAGGGCAUCAUCGCCCAGAACUACACGUUGCUCGGCCACCGACAGGUUCGGGCCACCGAAUGUCCCGGUGAUAGGCUGUUCGAAGAGAUCAAAACGUGGCCACACUUUUCUCCGAUGACCGACGUCGGCGAUAAAAAUAAUGUAUGACCCGAUCGCAGAGCACACGGGUGAAGACUGUUGUCGACCGGCGUUCCUAGAAUAUCCUGCGCAAAGUAUUAGUGUGUUGAUGAGAUGAGAUGUAUUGAUAAAUAUGUGUGAAUGUUUCUUCGAAAUACAGAAC